GAGCCAGAGCCAUAGAGAGAGAGAGGGGGCAGUCGAGUGUAGACAGAGCGGUAGGGUGCGGACAUACAUAGAAAAAAAGAUUCUCUUGGAAACAAGUCCAAGCUUCUCGCAAAUGAAUGACGUGAAUCUCAAUGUGACUCCGGAAUGAUCGACAUCACAAUGAGUCGGAAACGGGCUCAAUUCAAUAUCACCCACGAUGGACAUCCAUUCCACAUGGGUCGACCGGCAUUCCGGCUGAAUUCAUGGUCACUGGGUUGGGACAAAAUCAGUGCUGUAAGCAUCUUGUGCUCCAUUUUGGUGUGUGGAACCUGGGCACAAGAGCUCCAGGAACGGAAGGCCGCCAUUGUGGGGAAAUCCGCACAAUUCCAAUGCUCCGUGCAGAGCCAAUCUGGCGAAGCGGCCGAAGUCCAAUUGUGGUGGCAGAUCCAGAACGAAAAUAUCACCAAUUCCAACAAAUAUCAGAUAUCCGUGUCGAAGAAUUCGGAAGGAAAUGUUUCGUCAGAAUUGGAGAUUUAUCGCGUGGAUUGGGGUGAUGCUGGAGUGUACUCUUGUGUGGCUCGGGAAGUCCUUCACAUUCCCGGGAAAGCCCUGGAAGAACCCAGUAGACAGAACAUCCUUCUCGAUGUGUUUGCUCCUCCCAAGAUGGUGACCAAGAAUGAUACCAGAGCAAAAAAAGGUCAAAGCGCGGAGAUGUCUUGCUCAUUUAAGGCGAAACCCUUGCCGGUCAUCAAAUGGAUUCGGUAUGGGAACGAGAUCACGACCAAUCCCCCAAAGUACGAACUGACCACAGCCGAGGAGUCGGAUACUCAAUUGACCUCAUUCCUCAAGAUCAUCAAUUUGGAACAUUCGGAUAACGGAACAUUUUUAUGCCACGCGGAAAACGAAUAUGGAACAGACACAGUCAUCUUAGAGAAUUAUGUCUUGGACAAACCCACGGUGAAAAUUGAUUAUGUUAGAGCUGUAGAUCAAGACAAGCUCUACUUCAACUGGACCUUAGAGGAUUGGAAUUUACCAGUCAGUGACUACUUUCUAGCUUCUCGACAAAGCGGCGAGGAUUCGUGGGAGUUUUUCUUGUCCGAAAAAAUUCCAACUCAGGCCACCUCGUUUGUAAUGAAAAGUCUCGUUCCUAACGCUGCCUACCACAUCAAGCUUGGUGCCAAAAACUCCAUGGGAAUGGGCGAGUAUGACUUAUUCCACAAACCAGUCAAAACGUUGGACUUUGAUCCAGUGUUUGUUCCAACUGUUGGCGUCAAAGGUUUGACUUGGAACUCCAUUUCAAUUGGCUGGAACGCACCUGAUGAGGAACGACUCAGUGACCACAUUGACUACUACAAACUCAACAGGAAGACUGAUGAUCAAGAGCUGACCAUUUACCAUCCAUCCAAAGACUACCCGUUCUAUUUAUGGCGCAACUUGGAGCCGGCCAAGAACUAUUCUUUCACGGUGGCAGCCUGCAAUCAGUACACCCGCGAAUGCGGGAAAUCCUCCAACAGCGUGAGUGCUUCCACCGAAGAUGGUCUUUCAGGGCCUCCGGCCUUUGUCGAGUUAUUUUGCCAACACGACAACAUCUCGGGCAUGAAUUUUGUCGAGGUGAAGUGGAGGGAGCCCAAGCGUAAAUUCGGCAAGAUCGAGUUUUAUAACAUAAACCUCAGGGGAGUUGCAAACUAUUAUGACCAAGACGGAAAAUCUCAGGUGGAGCUGCUGGGACCAGAAGUGAAGACCGAGGAUGUGUCCAGCACUCGUACGCGUUUUGACUUUCUCAAGCCUAACACGAACUAUACGGUGGAAGUGUGUGCCGUGACCCGACGUAAAGAAUGCGGAGAGACUACGGCCACGAGUUGUAAGAUGCGGCAACUGCCUCCUCGUGCUGAACACUUGAAUCGGUUUCAAUGGUAUAGUGAGUUCCGGAGUGAUCAUCACGUGUUUCGCCUAAGAAUGCCUAGGAUGUCGGAGCGUAAUGGGAAGAUCUGUUGUUUGAGGGUGAUUGUUGUCAAGCUACGUGAAGGUCAAAGCUCUCACGAUUUACCUCAUCAAUCCGAGUUAAAGCUGAGGACGUAUCGGGAGGUCCAUCGGGCAUCCCACGACUAUGGGGCAUACAUUGCCGAGAUCUUGGGAUCCAACUUCAUGGGCAAAGACGUGUUUAUUGGUGACGGACAGAAUAUUCUUUCGGCCAACAUGGGAGGAUGCCCAGCUUGCCAAACUGGAGUGAGGGCCCAUCUACUUCAAGCUGCCAGACAAGCAGAAAGUAGACUACUAGGAAAAAGGUCGGCAGGAGCUGUUCUCCAACAAACAGAAUUAGUCGAAGAUGGUUUUCUGGACCCGGACGCCAAUUACACCGCAUUUGUUGAGCUAGUGAUUCCUGAAACUCAAGCCGUUGGCCGAAGCCCUUACAUGAGUCCAAGAAAGCCUGGCGAUCCGGUUUCAAUUGAAGCCGGAGAGAUCAAUGCCCUAUUGGUGGCAAUUCUAGGAAUCUUGGCCGGUCUGGUAUUUGUCGCUCUGGCGUUGCUCGUUGCCUUGGUUUUCUUACGAAGAUACUCGAAGAAAGUGGCAGCCACCCAAGGGGGUGUGGAGAUGAGCCUCCGCAGGUCCUUCCGUCAUUUGUACACAACAAUUAGAGGGCGCGAUCAUUCGCAGUAUCUCAUAACGCCGGAGGUUCCAAAGCCAGAGAUAGGUCCCAUUCACAAAAACGACCUUGUCUCCGCUUACUUAGAGCGUCACAAGGACUCGGAUUAUGGCUUCCAAUCUGAAUUCGAACAAUUACCGGAUCGGUUCCCAGACCGGACCACGGAGGUGUGUGAUAAUCCCCAGAAUCGACCCAAGAACAGAUACCCUGAUAUCAAAUGCUACGACCAAACUAGGGUCAAGAUUAGCCAAAUUGAGGACGUGGAUUUUUCAGACUAUAUCAAUGCCAAUUUCGUUCCCGGUUACAAAGACCGCAAACGUUGGAUCUGUGCUCAAGGUCCAUUGGAUCACACUGUGGCAGACUUUUGGCGAAUGGUCUAUGAGCAAGGAGUGGAUCUUAUAGUGAUGCUCACCAACUUAGAGGAAUACAACCGGGUUAAAUGCGCUCAAUAUUGGCCACAAGCUGGCGAUCAUAACUAUUGCACAAGACCAGUAAUCAUUAAUGUGGGAUUUUGCACCGAGACUCGUUAUUCGGAUUUCAUCGUCCGCGAGCUUCUCAUGACUGUUACCAAAGGUGAAAACGACAAGGAAACUCGAAAGGUGUACCAGUAUCAUUAUCUUCAGUGGAAAGACUUCAACGCCCCUGAGCACGCCCCUGGCAUGAUGAAAUUUUCCAAAAGAAUUAACGAGGCUUGGACAGGAAGCAGCCCUAUCGUGGUUCACUGUUCCGCAGGUGUGGGACGAUCCGGAACACUAAUAGCCAUAGACUCAUUGAUGCAACAGAUCGAGGACGAGAAUGAGGUCAAAAUCCAUCAACUCAUUUGCGACAUGCGACAUUCCAGAAACUACCUAGUGCAAUCAGCCAAACAAUACAUCUUUGUGUACCGCGCAAUCAUGGAGUUAGCUCAGUUUGGGGACACCGAAAUCAAGGCCUCAGAAAUGAAGGUCACGUGGCUGAAACUCAAGUCGGACCAAAAGAAAAUUGAUGAAGAAUUCGGUCGGCUUGCCAAUAUUGUGGAUGACCGAAAAGCUCUUUCCGUUGGAACUAAUGACGAAAACAAGCCCAAAAAUCAGUGUGAUUCGGUUAUCCCAUUCGAUCGAAACCGAGUGAUUCUCACACCCGAUGGACAAAGACCACAUUCCACCUACAUCAAUGCUUCCUUUAUCGAAGGCUACAACAAUGACGAAUCCUUCAUUAUAACACAAGAUCCAUUACCCUCAACUGCCGAAGAUUUUUGGCGAAUGGUCACCGAACACAAUAUCUCCACCAUGGUCAUGCUCACCGGGGACCAAUCGUGGCACUAUUGGGAAGAAAAUGAGGUCAAAUUUGGAGCCAUCCACGUCAAGCAAAUCAGCACCGACAAACUCCCUUCGUACAUCAAACGAGAGUUUCUCAUUCACAACACCAAGGUGAACGAGGAGGUCAGCCUGGUGCAUUUUAUGUACAGUGGAUGGAAAGGUCAAAAUGCAUCGGAUGUCCCCUCAGCCACACAUGGCUUUUUAGAUCUGGUGGAGCACGCUGCAGCACUUAAAUUUGAAUCAGGCCUUCCUGGGCCCAUCGCUGUUCAUUGCAAAUGUGGAUCGGAUAGAAGCUCCGUGUAUGUGGCGUUAAGCUGCCUUGUGCAACAAAUCAAAACCGAAGGUAGAGCGGAUAUCUUCACCGUGGUCAGAAAACUGAGAUCUCAACGUCAGGGCAUGGUCCAACAUGUGAACCAAUACAAGUUCAUCUAUCGGGCCAUAACCGAUUACGUUGAAUUGUAUCAAAGCAAGGACGAAGAGGAUGAAUACUCAGUUCCAGUCAACUCUGUCAACGGCCACGCCAAAUGACUCAUUUUACAUUAGUAUUUAUAACGAUUUAGUUAUGUUUUACACUAACCGCACAUACAUUCAUGCAAAUCUCUUCCCAAUGCAAAUGAAACCGAUGAUCGAUGUGUACCCACAUUCUCGAAUUGGUAUUCUGACCUGUACAGAUAUCGCCUGUCUCUCUUUGUUACUAGUCCUGCAACACGAAUAUUGAACUUGCACCUCGUUCAUCGUAUUUUGUACCUUUCUUGUCAUAAUAAACCAUUUAAAUCUCA
Messenger RNA from Tigriopus californicus, 4700 nucleotides. RefSeq names its product tyrosine-protein phosphatase 69D-like (gene Ptp69D). Gene Ontology annotation, molecular function: protein binding; protein tyrosine phosphatase activity. Gene Ontology annotation, biological process: protein dephosphorylation. The record is from RefSeq and is a predicted model, not a curated record. The transcript has 13 exons. Bases 145 to 4449 code for a protein of 1434 amino acids. Lineage: Eukaryota; Metazoa; Arthropoda; Copepoda; Harpacticoida; Harpacticidae.